This is a messenger RNA of Solanum verrucosum, 488 nucleotides long. RefSeq names its product predicted GPI-anchored protein 23. The transcript is spliced from 4 exons. Lineage: Eukaryota; Viridiplantae; Streptophyta; Magnoliopsida; Solanales; Solanaceae. Bases 39 to 488 code for a protein of 149 amino acids. The record is from RefSeq and is a predicted model, not a curated record.
ACUUCAUAACACAAACAUAAAUCUCAAAAUUAAUUAACAUGGCUAGCAAAGACUUCUAUAGCAGUGGUAAAGUUCCCGGCCAAGCUCAGAUAAGAAGGGAUGAAUCGACAGACCAAGGCCAAGUAACCAAUUUGAUUCAAGAGACCGGAACACAAGUGAAGAACAUGGCUCAAGGAACAGCACAAGGAGCGGCUAAUGUGGCUCAUGGAGCUGCAAAUAUGGCUCAAGGAGCAGCACAUGGUGCUGUUAAUGUGGCUCAUGGAGCAGCACAAGGUGUAGCUAAUGUGGCUCAUGGAGCUGCAAACAUGGCUCAAGGAGCAGCACAUGGUGCAACACAAGGUGUAUCUAAUGUGGCUCAUGGAGCUGCAAACAUGGCUCAAAACACUGCUGAAGUUGUAAAGAACACUCUGGGAAUCAAUCACCCUAGCAACACCACUACAGGCACUGCUUCUGCUGACAAUAUUAUCGAAGGCGGAUCUAGGAUUUAA